Molecule: messenger RNA, 740 nt
Organism: Chara braunii
Lineage: Eukaryota; Viridiplantae; Streptophyta; Charophyceae; Charales; Characeae
Source: the annotation of a GenBank genome assembly
UUCCCACUGUUGCGAUUCCCACCGUCGCUGCUUCCACCGCUGUGGUCUCCACUGCUGCAGUUUCUACUGCUGCUGUUUCAACUCCGGGUUUCACUCCAGCAGUUUCUGCUACGGAAGUUGCCUCCGCUGCUCGUCCUGUCACUGCUUGUUCAUCUGCUGCUAAUGCAGUUCCCACUGUUGUGGUUCCCACCGCCGCCGCUUCCACAGUUGUGGUCUCCACUGCUGCAAUUUCUACUGCUGCUGCCGCUGUGGUCUCCACUGCUGCAGUUUCUACUGCUGCUGUUUCAACUCCGGGUUUCACUCCAGCAGUUUCUGCUACGGAAGUUGCCUACGCUGCGGUCCCUGCUACGGAAGUUGCCUCUACUGUGGUUCCUACUACAACACUUGUCUCUGCCGCGGUUCCACUUUUUACCACUUCCUCUGCUUCUGUACCUCGAAUUUCUCAUGCUAUAGUUUUUACUGGUAUAGCUUCCUCUACCCCAGCCCGACACUCGCGUCCUAUGUUCCGACGAAUCCACCCCCCUUUCAUCCCUUUCUGUGCUUGGCCGCAGACGGCUGCGUUCCUCCUCGUCACCCCCAUCUCCUCCAGAGUCUCGUUUGAGAACCGAUUCUCCGGUUUCUAUUCUUCCUAUUGUUCCGCCUUCAUUGCCAGUGACAUCUUCUGUUAGAAACAUCGCCACUCCUCUUAUUGUGUAUCAUCGUYGACGACAUGCACAACAUCGCCACUUGGCCAGGGAUCA